AUGUUUACUUCUUUUUGUGCUCUGUUUCCGCGCGGCACUGUCCUUUUCAUGCACUUUCGACUUCAACAAAGGAAGAUGCCGAUCAACAACGUCCGGAUUACGACGGCGCUUAUCCUUUCAUCUCUCUUUUUUAUCAUUUCAACGGAUUUGACGACUGAGGACGGCGAAGGCGACGACAAACAAACGACAACUACGGACGAUGAAGCGACGAGGCGCUGA
This is a messenger RNA of Gongylonema pulchrum, 219 nucleotides long. Lineage: Eukaryota; Metazoa; Nematoda; Chromadorea; Rhabditida; Gongylonematidae. The record is from the annotation of a GenBank genome assembly.